This is a messenger RNA of Chaetomium fimeti, 1572 nucleotides long. RefSeq names its product LCCL domain-containing protein. The record is from RefSeq and is a predicted model, not a curated record. The transcript has 3 exons. Bases 1 to 1272 code for a protein of 423 amino acids. NCBI's taxonomy places the organism in Eukaryota, Fungi, Ascomycota, Sordariomycetes, Sordariales, Chaetomiaceae.
AUGGCCUUACCCCCCCUGCAGCUGAAGUUCGUAGCUGAUGAAGAAGCUCAACUCUUACACGACGACGAGAACGGCGCCUAUGAGCAGUUCGAACUAGAUGAUACGUCUCAACCAGGCCAGGGACAACAACUGCCACCACAAGGCCGGCCAAGUUCAAGAGGAUUUUGGGCAAGGGACCGGGCCCCCAGAUGGCUUGCCUUCCUCUACGGCCCUGACCCGCCCAAGAUCCAUACCAUCAACCCCAUAUUCCCUUCGGUGCAGGAGAUUCCUAUCAGAUGGCUUAAGAAGACGCUACCGCGGCGAUGGCAACGAGUAACCCUACUGGUUUUGUUCCUCCUCGCCUGGGCCACCUCACUCGCCGUCCCCCUGAUUCUGAGCAAAGGGACAGCCACCGACGCAUCUGGUGCCGCAAUCCGCCAUGUUGACUGCGUCGAUACCCUCUGGAAACGCAACAACGAGUGCGGCCUUGACGGCGACAACUGCCGUCCCUUUUCCAACACCUCUUUUGCCUUCCGCUGCCCGGCCGACUGCGCCAGCGUUCGCGUGUUGAACCCGCAUCAUGUCGGGAGCCAGGACGUCAACUUUCGACCUCUGGUCAUUGGUGGUGGUGGUGACGGACCCUACCGCGGUGACUCCUUUAUCUGCGGCGCCGCCAUCCACGCGGGUGUCAUUGGCGACUCCACAGGUGGGUGCGGCGUCGCGACUCUGGUCGGAGAGUACUACCAGUACUUCUCUUCUUCCCAACACAACAUCGAGUCGAUCCCUUUCGACUCCUACUUCCCGCUCUCCUUCACCAUCACCACCGACCCCACCCUCAAAUGCACUAGCCCCGACCCGCGCUGGACAGUCUCACUCCCGCUCUCCAUCCUCUUCACCGUCCUCCUCGCCCUCUUCACCACCUCGGUCCCACUCCUCUUCUUCACGACCUUCCUCGGCAUAUUCACGCACGUCGCGCUCGUCUCGGACCCGCCCAACCUCUCAACCGCCUCCACAACCUACCUCCUCCCAUCCCUAAUCUCCCACUACGCCGGCCGCCUCCUCCCCGCCCUCUUCACCGCGACAAUCAUCUACCUCACCAGCAGGUAUAGGGGGUGGUUUGCGGAGCGGCCGUUGGAGGAGCAGGUGUUUAGGUGGGCGAGGGAGGCGGGGCGGGUGGUGGAUGAGUAUUUCCGGUUUGGGUUUGUCACUCAGGGUGGGAGGGCGUUGGACUACACCGAGGCUGGGACGUGGUUUGCGAAUGGGAGUUGGAGUCAGGGGGCUGGGUACUGGUGAUGCCGUUUCUUCUCGGGUUUUGAAUAGGCGUUUUGUAUGUAUGUACAUACAGCAUUCACGGGGCUUGGACCGCGUGCCUUCCUGUCCCCCCUUUUCCAUCCGAACCCCUUGCCCACCGCCUUCCCGCCACCCCACCCGCUAGCGCUAUAUAUACAGGUUCCGCAGUCAUAAUGUCACCGCCUCCUCUCCCAAUUGUCAAGCACCGGUUUGGUUCAACGGCAUUGGGAGGAGGACCGGUUGGAUACCAAUCGAAAGAGGGCCGGUUCGAUUCCACCUCGCGACGCAAAACCACCCGGUUUU